CAAUUUUGACUAGUUGGUGAACCUGAUAACUUGAAAUAUGUCAACACGAAAUUAAUGUCAUCUGUUAUGUGAUAUGUACACAACACUUAGAGUAGAAAGUUGCAUACUUUAAUAAUGCCAUUAAAUGUUUCACGGGAAGAAGUUUUCACGUCUUAUAAACAUGAAGUCAAGAAACUUCGUCGUCUAGGAAGGGAAUGGAGGGUCAAAGAUAGCGACAUAGAUGAAAUCAUUCACCAUUCUUUCCAGCUCUUUGAGGAUCAGCACAAGACAAAAAGUGUGGAGUAUUCCAGUGACAGAAUUUCAACAAAGUCGAUACGUUUCUUUUAUUCAUUUCAGCAUAUAGUCAGAAUAACUGUUGUUAUGUUCCUGAUAUUAACAGCUGCUUGUUUGUUUAUUACUUACCAUAAGCCUACAUAUAACGUGGUUGUCAGAAAUGUGCAAGAAUUAAUAUACCCUAUAAUGAAAUGCUUGAGAAGAGUAACGCUUCCAGUUGUUAAGGCUAUGCCAUCGGUUACAGUGUGGUAUGAUGAAAUGUGUCUCCUUGAGAACCCUCACUUCCAAGCUACUGAUAUGAAUUGCUGGGCAUGUGAAGAAGUCCGCAGUGUACUUGAUCUGUCAAAAAUGCACAAUCCAAGAGAUUUCCAACCGCACACAGGUUUUCCUUAUAUUGUUAAGGGUGCUGGAGCUGCAGUCACUUAUGGGACACUGCAAAAGAUGUAUGAAAGCAAUAGGCAUUUGAUUAACAGAGAUGCAUAUAGAAUCUCAAGUACUGUACAUGAAUGGAAGUCGGUAGCAGAUCUAAUGGAGUAUAGUUUAGAAAGAAACCCAACUACCAAUCAGGAUGCUCAUAUUGAAUGGCGAGUGAAUAGACUGGAGCCAGCAAGAUUACUUCGAAAGCUAUUCCCUCGUCCUUCAUUCAUCCCCAAUACUGUCAAUAUGGAAAGGUUCAUCUUGGUAGAUGAACCAAAAGCACCACAGUAUAAGUUGCCUUUUCCAGAAGGCUACAGAGUGUUCAUAAUGCAAGGAAGUGGGCAGCGUAUGCUGGUACUGGAGCCUGUAGAGGGCUGCAACAUUAAUUGUACCAGAGUGUCUGUUCUUUUGAAGCCAACUGAUUUAUUAUACUACAACAGCUGGUUUUAUCGGCCAAAGAGCAGUCCUGUUGCAAACAGUACUACAAUCAGUGUGAGUUACAUUGGUUCCCUGUAGGAUAAUACGAAUGUUAAAAACAUGUAUUUUUCUUUCAUAUGUAAAGUACAUCCUUUGUAUAACCAACCAUGUAGAAUUCUCAGUGCACAUCCAAGAUGUCUGUUGCCUGUGCUCUGCUUAUAGUUGCAGUUACUCCCCAGUUGGGAUUCCUUGAUACAGGCUUCCAGAAUAGUUUGGAGUGAUUCAGUAUAUGUGACUACUAAUGUUUUUCAAACUUUUUAAUGAGCUUGGGCUAAUCAAUGAAAGCACCAUUCAGUUCCUCUUCUCUUUCUUAUUUAUAUUUUUCUUUUAGUCCUUAUUUGGUCCUUACACAAAGCUGUUCAGCAAAGGAACAAAUUAAACAGUGCUUUACUUCUAGAAUUUGCUUCAUCAUUGAACUGACAAAAAUUUCUGAUAACUGACACUAAUACAUAAUUAAGAAAACAGAAGUACAGUAUUACUAUACUGAGUGACUCUAAGCUCCUCAUGUCAUAAUGAAUGGUAACAUAAUAUUCUGCCAUUUGCAAUGACCUGUGCAUUAAUACCAAGAGUAUCUGCAAAGAGUAGGAUUUUAGGUUCUCACUGCAGUGAGCACAGAGACUGCCAUCUUCUGGGUAGUAGUGCCAUGUAGUCUGGUAGAAGCUUAUCAACAUUUCAUGGGUCCCAAGCACUUCAGCACAUAACCCUGAUGAUGGAGGCAACAAGGACUUCUGAAGUGUUGGUAAACAUGUACCAGGCUACAUGGCACUACAACCCAGAGGACAGUCAUCUUCCAUAUCUUUGUAAAACCUUCCACUAGUCAGAAUGUUGUUGCUACACACACUGUUCAUUGUUGACUGAACCCUGGGCUUAAUUGUGUUUGGUAAGUGGAUUUUAUAUUGCAGAGACAAAAGGUAUCAAAGCAAAUACAGUGUACAUGAUUAAAUAAAAAUAAUUUUUCCUA
Molecule: messenger RNA, 2128 nt
Organism: Zootermopsis nevadensis
Lineage: Eukaryota; Metazoa; Arthropoda; Insecta; Blattodea; Termopsidae
Source: RefSeq, a predicted model, not a curated record